Molecule: messenger RNA, 909 nt
Organism: Dermacentor silvarum
Lineage: Eukaryota; Metazoa; Arthropoda; Arachnida; Ixodida; Ixodidae
Product: fatty acid synthase-like
Exons: 4
Coding region: 16-741 (241 amino acids)
Biological process (GO): biosynthetic process
Source: RefSeq, a predicted model, not a curated record
CGCAUUCUCAUCGAGAUGAAUGACGUCGAGGCCGAAGGCACGCGCGUUUUUUUGCUGCACCCGAUCGAGGGUCACGUGGACGCGCUGCGCGAGCUGGCCGCCCAGCUCCCUGUGCACGCGGUAGGCGUGCAGUGGACGCCUGGCGUUCCCGCCCGAACCGUUGAAGAGAUGGCCGCCGCGUAUCUUCAGGAAAUAUUCGAACUGCAACCCGAGGGCCCGUACCAUGUGAGUGGCUACUCGUUCGGUGCCAUGGUCGCGUUCGAGAUGGCCCUGCAGCUCCAAGCCUCGGGCGCCUCGGUCGGCAGCGUCACUCUGCUGGACGGCGCACCAAAGAGCAUCGCCGCCGACUUGGAUCAUCGUCGCUCCCAAUUCAGCGAUAGCGAGGAGGAGCACGAGACGGCGCUCUUCUGCGGUUUCCUCGCUGAUUACUUCGACCUGGACAUCACAGAGCUCCGGGGCCAGUUGGACAAGUGCUUGGGCUGGGAUGCCAAACUAGAAGCCGCCAUCGACAUCAUCUUGAAGGCCCUCCCCGACGGGCUGCCUAGGUCGCGAAAGACUUUGUCAUGCCCAUACACGUCUUCUGCGAUUUCGUGCGAGCGGCUUCGCUCUACGUACCAAGCGCAAUAUUCCACGGAGACGUGGUGCUGGUCAGGGCAUCCAGGCCGCCGAGGAUGUUGCGUCAGCUGCCCAACGACUACGGUCUGUCGGAGUGUUGCGACGGCAAAAUCAGGGUCAACGUAGUGGAAGGUCAUCAUCAAAGCAUUGUGCGUGGACAAGGAGCUCUGCAGUGCGCGGCCAUCAUCCGUGGGCAGAUGCAACGAUGCUGCUCGCUGACGGAAAUGCCAUCAUGAAGAGCCAAGCUCAAGUAGCCGACACUUAAAAGAACGUUUUGAUAAGUUUGAAAAAAAA